GCGGCCGCUGGAGGAGCCCCGAAUAUGGGCCCCGACUUCAACGCCAUGCUCCAGCGCUCCAUGCAGGCGCCCGGCCAACUGCAGCCGCAAAUCUCAGAGCUUCCUCGGGGCCCAUCGCCAGGCAUGGGCUACGAGGGCGUAUACAGUGCCACACCUCCGCCCCAACAACACGGCCCCAAUGUGCUCGGCGGCGCGCGAGGCCUCGCCCCGCAGCCCAUAUUGCCCGUCGAUCUCCCCCCGCAAGCGUUCCUGACGUCGGCGAUGCUGCUGGAUAUGGUGGACAAGAAGGUUGACGUUCUCCUCCGCGACGAGAAAGAGUACAUUGGCAUUCUCCGUUCGUACGACCAAUUCGCCAACCUCGUCCUCACAGAAUGCUACGAGCGGAUAGCAGCACGCAACCCCGACGCGACCCCGUCCUCCGACCCUUCGAUGCCCCGAUGGCUGAUAAACGACGUCAAACUCCCCGGCGUCAUGACUGUGCGAGGCGAGAAUGUGACCAUAUGCGCGACUGUCGAUCUCGACCGGGAAGAAUAUCCGAGGGGCGCAAAAUUCGCCGAGGAAGACCAGGUCAGGGCCCUGGCGGCGGCACAAAAAGCUGAGAAGAGGGAAGUCGAUUCGCGGAGAGCCAAAGCGCUCAAGCAAGCUGGCAUUGAGCCUGGGUUUGGUAUGCAAGCAUAGUCAACAAGGUCACGUCUUGUACACAUAACAUGAGAAAAGAAAAACGGGCAGACACUAUGGAUAUGGGUUAUGAAACGGAUGGUGUAUGGUUAGGGAGGGAAUCAUUACGAGUCCUUGAUAGCUACGUU
Exserohilum turcica Et28A is the source of this 806-nucleotide messenger RNA. RefSeq lists its product as uncharacterized. The coding region runs from base 25 to 678 and encodes 217 amino acids. Gene Ontology annotation, molecular function: RNA cap binding. Gene Ontology annotation, biological process: deadenylation-dependent decapping of nuclear-transcribed mRNA. NCBI's taxonomy places the organism in Eukaryota, Fungi, Ascomycota, Dothideomycetes, Pleosporales, Pleosporaceae. The transcript has 4 exons. The record is from RefSeq and is a predicted model, not a curated record. Gene Ontology annotation, cellular component: Lsm1-7-Pat1 complex; P-body.